AUGACAAAUACUAAUGUUGCUGCUACUAACAUUAGCCUCCUCAGUGCAUGGUGGAUGAACAAGAACCUACGAUUCAAUAUUGCGAUGGGUAGCAUCAUUAUGAUCCUCAACAUUAAAGCGAUCUUUUAUAUUAAAACACAGAAGAUUUCUGUUGACAUAGAUCAUGCACCGCUUUUGCCACUUUUCACUUUUUCGUAUAUUGUUGGCGACCUAUUAAGUUGCUUGUUUUGGGUUUCGGCAAUUACGGAGGUGAAAGAUUGUCAAGGAGCCUACGUCUGUGGACUCACCGGUCACAUCACUGGCUUCGUUGUUUUCAUACACCUCCUCUCUUUUAUUUCUUCUCAAUCGGCUCUAUACGUCGGUUUGAUCUUCGGACUUUGUAUGCUACCGUUUGUCGCCGUCAUGAUGGGACCGUGUCUAUCGUCUUGCGUGCAAGAAGUACAAGAUUGGUGGGAGUUUGUGAAUCAACCAGGGGGUUAUCCAAUAAGUCAAAGUUCAAUCGAAAGCCUAGGAGUUUGUAGUACUGCUACUACUAACCCUAGCCUACUCCGUGCAUGGUGGAUGAAUAAGAACCUACGAUUCGAUGUUGCGAUGAGUAGCAUCAUUAUGAUCCUCAACAUUGGAGCGAUCGCCUAUCUAGUUGCAUAUUAUGGGCUUUGGGAAUUACGGAGUUCGGGUCUUUUGGACAAUGCCAUCAAUAUCCGAGGCGGCGCAGGUUCUUCGUCAGAAGAGAAACCAUCGAAGAAUGUUGUUUCUUGCCUGCAACGUUGUAUGACAAUGAAUGACUUGACGAAGAAGGCAUCAGGGUUUGAGAACCUAGAGGAGUGGACUGUAGAAGAUGGAUUCAUGUUCAAAGACAAAGCUGGUCUAUGGUGGUGA
Molecule: messenger RNA, 879 nt
Organism: Arabis nemorensis
Lineage: Eukaryota; Viridiplantae; Streptophyta; Magnoliopsida; Brassicales; Brassicaceae
Source: the annotation of a GenBank genome assembly